Trematosphaeria pertusa is the source of this 2079-nucleotide messenger RNA. RefSeq lists its product as uncharacterized. Lineage: Eukaryota; Fungi; Ascomycota; Dothideomycetes; Pleosporales; Trematosphaeriaceae. The record is from RefSeq and is a predicted model, not a curated record. Bases 193 to 1827 code for a protein of 544 amino acids. The transcript has 7 exons.
UCUGGGGCAACUACUAACCAAGCAGCUUUCUCUCAGCCUUGGGCUCGUCACCCAAACAUUUCUCUUGCUUCUGUUAUAUUGCCUCACACCACUUUCUCUUUGCGCUACUCUGAACUCUGCUAAACUCUCUACUCUUUCGCAGAUUGCUUCUCCAGUCAAACACAAGCAUAAGCGACAGUACCCGAUUUCAUCAUGGCCGACGACAAUCUCAAUCGUCAUAUGGGCAGCAACUCGGAAGCGGAGACCAUCAUUCUUCCGGGCAAGGACCACUCAAAAGCUGAGACCUUCUAUAUCGACUUUGACAUUGAAGCCGCUUCUAUGCAGAAGAAUUGCGGAGCCGACAACUUAGGCGCCGACAUCCUCGGUGAUAUGAGCAUCAACGACGAGGCUCUGGGUGGUGGAGAAGUCUCGGGGGACGAGUUCACUCUCGAAGGCUUCCAAGAUCUCAAUCCCGGCGGCGUAGAUGACCACUAUCUCAUGCCCUCGCCCACCAAGCGCGCACGACCCGCCUUCUUCGACCGCACUACCAAAGCCGUUGAGCGCUCCGCUCGUCGCACCAAGGCCGAGGAGAGCGAGACUUUCAUUAUCGACGAAGGCGAUAACUUCCUCUUUUCCAAUACGUCCAAAGUUCGAAGCGGCUUUGGCCGUGCCAACCGUGAAAAGGGCAGCACCUUACCAGCCUACCACAAGAAGGUGUCUUGGGAGCUCGACUCGGACGAUGAGCUCAUGAUGGCCAUGCGCGACAAGGGCUACAGCGACCGCCAGAUCUCUGACAAGCUCGCCAAGGAUGGUCGUGCUCGCUAUGACCCGAAGUCCAUCUCUACGCGUAUCGGUCGUAUCAAGAACGCGCAGGCUGAGCGGAUGGACUGGCUUUUGCAGGAGGGACUAAUGGAGUGGACUUUGGAAGAUGAUCAACUCCUCGUGCGCGCCUACGACCUCGCCGACAUGUCCAUCCGUGAGGAAAUCGAGCGCAUCCGUGCCUGGCGCUUCCGAAAAGUAGCAGAGUUCAUGCGCCACCUGAACAAGGGCUGCAUGUUCAGUGCCAACGCCUGCCGCGAGCGCUACGCCGGCCUCGUCGACGGCACAGCCAAGAUCCCUAUCGAGCUGGACGACAACCCUGAGGCGCGCAUCGCAGAGCGCAACGCUUUCAUCCUAGAGCGCCAGCGCGCACGCGAGGCCGAAGAAGCUGAGAAGGCGAAGAAAGAGGCCGCCGAGUGCAAGGUCAAGGAGGAAGCUAAGGCGCGCCAGUCAGAGAAGGCAGCCGCUACGGCAGCCCGCCGCGCGGAGGCAAACCAGAAGAAGGCUGAGCGGGCCGCGAAGCGCGCUGCCAAAGCACAGGAACGCGCUCAACGCUCUGAAGCCAAUAAACUCGCUCGCGAGCAGCGCGCCGCCCGUAUCCAAGCCGAAAAGGACGAGAGAGAGCGCAAGAAGCGCGAGGCAAACCAGAACAACACCUCUACCCUCACCAUCCGCACCACGAGCCUCGACGACAUCACGGAAGACACGCCGGACCCGCGUCUCCGCCUCUCCAUCGACGACCUCAAGGCUAUCUGCAAGGGCCACGGUAUGUCCACACGCGGAAAGUCCAAAGAAGUACUCGUCCAGCGUCUGAAGGACAAUGAUGAUAAGUACAGCGUCGAGGGCCUUAGGAAGCUCUGCCGCUCGAAGGGCCUCAAUGUCGGGACGAAGACGCAGAUGCUGUACCAGCUCGCGCUCGCUACGGCGAAGAACUAUGAGAUGUCCGAUGAGGACGGUGAGGAUGCGGACGGCGAGGGUGGGGAUGAUGACGAUGACAUGGAGGAUGCGGAUGCCAAGCACGCCGGAUAGAUGACAGCUGCCUAGCAGCUUCAUGCAUGAUCAUGGGUACGGCGAUGUGUUCCGGCCCCUGGAGGCCUUCACUGUGGUUUCCUUUGACCAUAAGUUGGGGCAUGUAUCACAGCGUCUGGAGGCCUUCAAUGCGCUUUCUUCCAUUUCAGGUUGGGGAUAUGGCAGGCACAAGUGGAAUUGUGCCUGGGGCUUUGGAUCGAAAAGCUUUGUUUUAUACUAGCUGAUUAGCAUUCUUGCGAUGCUGGGCAGGUG